Sesamum indicum (sesame) is the source of this 4561-nucleotide messenger RNA. RefSeq names its product E3 ubiquitin-protein ligase RKP. NCBI's taxonomy places the organism in Eukaryota, Viridiplantae, Streptophyta, Magnoliopsida, Lamiales, Pedaliaceae. Gene Ontology annotation, cellular component: cytoplasm. Gene Ontology annotation, molecular function: protein binding; ubiquitin-protein transferase activity. The record is from RefSeq and is a predicted model, not a curated record.
CAUUUUCCUCUGGGAUUCCACUUCCCAAGUUCUAGCGAAAAGGGGAAACACACGCGCAAAAUUAAAAAACAAAUAGGGAAUUCAACUCUUCAAUCUCUCUCUCUCUCUCUCAAGAGAGAAAUCUAAAUUUGUUUCUCUCUCUGUCUUUUUUCUUUCAUUACUAAUAAUGGCGUGUGUCAAGAACCCUAGUAUUCAGCAGCCGCCUUUUUCUGUUCCAACGAAGAAGAUUAAUACUGGUGUAAAAGCGCCUUAGUUUUCUCGUAUAUGUGAUUUCACUGUUCAUCGGCUGGUUGGGAAGAGAAAUUGCCAGUGGUUUCAAAUUUGUUCGGGAAAUCUUCUGGGGUUUAUUAUCUUAUAGAAGAGGAAAACUGGGCCUGACUUGGGGUUGUACAGCCUGCUUUAGUUGGAAAUGGCUGAUGACGGCCUACGACUUGGUGGGCUUUCUUCAGGGUUGGCCGUUGUAUUGAAUGGAGAGGAUAGGAGAGAGAGUGCUGGGAAAUCCCGUUUAGUUUCAUAUUGUGAAGGUUUUGGAGACCAGUCUGUGGAGCGAACUCUAGAACAUAUUUUUAGUCUCCCCUACAAAACAGUUAAUCAAUUGACUCGCCCUAUCGACAGUAGUGCUGUUCGUUCAAUAAUAAAACAUGAGUUCUUCAAGCACCACCCAGAAUUGAAAAGUGUUGGUAGUAGAAAUGGAGACUGUGCAUCUACAAUUUAUGAUGAUUCACAACUGGGGGUGGUCGGGCUUGAAAAAUCUAGCAUCUGCGGUGAUAUUCGAGUCGUCAAACAGCCUUUGCUUGUGGAGAGUCAUGCUCUAUUCAGUAGUGCAAGGGCCAAUGCAUGUGUAUGGAAAGGAAAAUGGAUGUAUGAAGUUACCCUUGAAACUUCUGGUAUUCAGCAGCUUGGUUGGGCUACUAUUGCUUGCCCCUUCACUGAUCAUAAGGGUGUUGGGGAUGCAGAUGAUUCUUAUGCAUAUGACGGAAAAAGGGUCAGUAAGUGGAAUAAAGAAGCUGAGCCUUAUGGCCAGUCCUGGGUUGUUGGUGAUGUGAUUGGUUGUUGCGUAGACCUGGAUUCUGAUGAGAUAUUGUUUUAUAGGAAUGGAAUUUCACUUGGGGUAGCAUUUGGCGGGAUCCGGAAGAUGGUUCCUGGAUUGGGCUACUAUCCUGCCAUUUCUCUUUCUCAAGGUGAACGCUGCGAGCUAAAUUUCGGGGGACGUCCGUUUAAAUAUCCAAUCAAAGGCUUUCUUCCCAUUCAAGGUCCUCCCUCUUCGAAGUAUCUUGCAACUGACCUCUUUGAUUGCUUUUUGAGGCUGCUGCAAAUGCAGCGUCGGGAGAGGGCUGAAAUGGAAACUGUCGAGAAGCUCAGAAGACUGAAACGAUUUGCAUCAUUUGAAGAACUCUUGCGUCCUGUCUCUCAGGGAAUUUGUGAGGAGUUAUUGUCUGCUCUCAGUGCUGAAAUUGGGAGUGCGGAGUAUAUAGGACAUGGUCCUUUUAUGUCAUUCAUGAUGGAAGUCUUUAGAGUUCAUCCGCCUCAUGACUAUUUAACUUUGGAUAAAGUAAUUGAUUCCUUUCUUGGAUUUGAGGAGUCAAAAAUAUUGUUUAAGCACGUAAUUGAGGCACUUUCAUCAGGAUGUAAAACAGCAUCCUUGGUUCUUACAGAUUGUCCCUAUUCUGGGUCAUACAGUUAUCUUGCUCUGGCAUGCCACAUUUUAAGACGAGAAGAAUUGAUGACCCUGUGGUGGAAGUCUUCAGAUUUUGAAUUCUUGUUUGAGGGAUUCCUUUCAAGGAAAAGCCCAAACAAACAGGAUCUCCAAUGCCUGAUCCCUUCCGUUUGGUGGCCUGGAUCAUAUGAGGACACAUCUAAUGAGAAUAGCAUGAUGCUGACUACUACAGCUUUAUCUGAAGCAGUGAACAAGAUAGAAGAGAAGCAAAGGGAUCUCUGUCGUUUGGUUAUGCAAUUCAUACCACCUGUAGCCCCCUUGCAGUUGCCUGGCUCAGUUUUUAGGACAUUCUUACAGAACAUUUUACUGAAGAAUAGGGGUGCGGACCGUAACAUGCCACCCCCUGGAGUUUCAAACAACUCAGUCCUUGUUUCCUUGUUUACUGUAAUUCUCCAUUUUCUGUCUGAAGGUUUUGCUGUGGGGGACAUCUAUGGCUGGAUUAAAGGCUCGGGGACUGAUUCUGGAGCUCAUGUGGGUUUCCUUCACAGGGGUGGGGAACAAAGUUUUCCUGCGGGCCUAUUUCUGAAGAAUGAUCCUCAUCGGGUUGAUAUAUCAAGGCUUGGAGGAUCUUACAAUCAUUUAUCAAAAUUUAAUCCUGUAGACGGUGAUCAGGAAGAAGAAAUUAUACGGUGGGAAGAAGGGUGCAUGGAUGAUGGAGAAACCAGAGUAACCCAUUUUAGUAAGCAGAAACCAUGUUGCUGUUCUAGUUAUGAUGCUGAUUUGUCAAGAAUCUCCAAAGAUCCUGUACGAUGCUUAGCUAAAGGUGCUCGCGGAAGUUGCAGCUCUAUUCCAGAGAGAGCUGCUCAUGUUACUGCUGAAUGUAGUGCUAGCAAUCUAAAUGAUGAGAUAGCUGAUAAGCCCAGCACUAGUGAUCAUUCUGAAUCUGAGUUUGCUUUUCGGCCUAUGCAGCAAUUGAGGAUAUUGCCAAGGGAGAGCACAUUGUCUUCAGCUACUUUAAAAGAGGAGGAGCUUUUGGAUGCUAUGCUUUUGCUGUAUCAUUUGGGUCUUGCACCAAAUUUUAAGCAGGCAUCAUCUUUCAUGUCUCGUCAGUCACAAUCUAUUUCACUCUUGGAGGAGACGGAUAGACAAAUCAGAGAUAGCAUUUAUGGAGACCAGGUGAAGCGCUUGAAGGAAGCUCGUAGUGUUUAUCGGGAAGAGGUUAUGGACUGUGUCCGACAUUGUGCCUGGUAUCGCCUUUCUCUUUUCUCUCGUUGGAAGCAGAGGGGGCUGUAUGCAUCAUGCAUGUGGAUUGUUCAAUUGCUGCUAGUUCUUAGCAAAGUUGAUUCAGUCUUCGUUUACAUUCCUGAAUAUUAUCUAGAAACUGUGGUUGAUUGCUUUCAUGUGCUGCGUAAGAGUGAUCCUCCAUUUGUACCUGCCACAAUAUUCAUUAAGCAAGGACUUGCGUCUUUUGUCACUUUUCUCGUUACCCACUUCAAUGAUCCAAGGAUAUCUAGUGCUGAGCUAAGAGAUCUUCUUCUCCAGUCUAUUUCUGUGUUGGUACAGUACAAGGAAUUUUUGGCUGAUUUCGAAUGCAAUGAAGCAGCAAGAACAAGGAUGCCCAAGGCUUUAUUGUCUGCAUUUGAUAAUAGAUCCUGGAUUCCUGUAACCAAUAUACUUCUUAGGUUGUGCAAGGGUUCUGGCUUUACAUUUUCAAAACGUGGAGAAUCAUCAUCAUCUUCUGUACUAUUUCAGAAAUUGCUAAGGGAAGCUUGCAUCAGUGACAACGAGUUGUUCUCAGCUUUUCUCAAUCGCUUAUUUAACACACUCAGCUGGGCCAUGACUGAAUUCUCUGUCUCAGUCCGGGAAAUGCAAGAAAAUUACAAGUUGAUGGACUUCCAGCAAAGGAAAUGCAGUGUCAUAUUUGACCUAUCCUGCAACCUUGCCAGGGUAUUAGAAUUUUGUACACGGGAGAUACCUCAGGCUUUUGUAUCAGGAAUGGAUACGAAUUUACGAAGGCUUGCUGAGUUGAUUGUCUUCAUAUUGACUCACUUACUUGGUGGAAUCGAUCCUGAUGUUUUUGACCUAUCGCUUAGACGACCCGGUCAUUUAUCCGAAAAGGUCAAUAGUGGCAUGAUUCUAGCACCGCUGGCAGGGAUCAUCCUAAAUUUGUUAGAUGCUAACAGAGAGACAGAGGAGGGGGAUCAGAAUGACAUUGUCGCGGUCUUUGCUAGCAUGGACUGUGCUGAUACAAUCCUCUAUGGAUUUCAGUAUAUCCUUGAACACAAUUGGAUCGGCUCCAUCAAGGGGGAAGAAUACAUGGAUCAACUGACAAAGCUAGAGAAAUUCUCAAGCCUCUUGAUCUGUCGAACAGAGCUACAAGCAUCUGAGAAGAGGAAGCAAGGGGGAGGAUCAGAACCUGAGGAUAGCAUUUGCUGCAUAUGCUACACGAAUAAAUCAGAUGCUCGUUUCAUACCCUGUUCCCAUGUUUCCUGCUACGGUUGCAUAUCCAGGCACCUCCUCAACUGCCAAAGAUGCUUCUUCUGCAAUGCAACGGUUGUGGACGUCGUUAGGGCCGACUCAAAGGCUGCAUCAUGAGACCUAUUGGCUUCAGCUGACGAAAAUCUUGUUGGUUAUUUAGACUUAGAUUAGUGGUUGAUUUUAGAAAUACCUCUAAAAGUAAAUUUAAUGGAGGAAAAAAAAUAUGUUAUUAGGAUCUUGUAUUUCUUAGGUAGUGCAAUUAUGUUAUAAAGCAUAUGUUAGUGUAUAUACAUAUAUAUAUGUGGGGUACGGAAAUGUGUAAUAAACUGUGAGAAGGGAUCCUUUGGGAUUAUGAUUUUUGUAGCCAAAGUUGAGGGGGUAUUGUUUUGUAUAUAUAUAAUGAGGCGUAAAUGGAAUUAUGGGAAA